Molecule: messenger RNA, 2209 nt
Organism: Daucus carota subsp. sativus
Lineage: Eukaryota; Viridiplantae; Streptophyta; Magnoliopsida; Apiales; Apiaceae
Product: 9-cis-epoxycarotenoid dioxygenase NCED3, chloroplastic
Biological process (GO): carotene catabolic process
Cellular component (GO): chloroplast stroma
Molecular function (GO): carotenoid dioxygenase activity
Source: RefSeq, marked provisional
AUCACUCCCUUCAACAACGUUAACUCAUCCCAUCUCUCUCCCUCUCUCUCUCUCAAAAUCUCUCUCAUUUCUUACCACAACUAAACUACCAAACUCAGCUUGUCAAAAUAGAUACAUAACACACUCAUCAUGGCUGCUUCUGCCACUUCUGCAAGUACAUGGGCUAAACCCAAAAUCUAUUCUUCACAGAGAGAUUCACCUAGAAAAACCAAUGUAAAUUGUGCUAUACAAUCAUCGCCUUCUAUUCUUCAUUUCCCGAAACAAUCCAAGCAAAAAUAUCAAACGCCUUCGAUUCCCACUACCAUUGUACAACCAAAACAUCAAGAUUCUUCAUCUUCUGCGACCCCAAAAUGGAAUUUUCUGCAAAAAGCAGCUUCGAUGGCCUUAGAUGCUGUCGAAAACAUAAUCAUUUCACAAGAACAAAGCCACCCUUUACCAAAAACAGCUGACCCACAAGUACAAAUCUCCGGGAAUUUUGCUCCUGUACAAGAACAACCAGUCCAGCACCACCUCCCUGUCACCGGGAAAAUACCCGAAUGCAUUUCCGGUGUCUACGUUCGAAACGGGGCUAAUCCUCAUUUUGAACCAACCGGAGGGCACCAUUUUUUUGACGGGGAUGGCAUGGUCCAUGCCGUCAAAUUUAAAGACGGGGAAGCUAGCUAUGCUUGCAGGUACACUGAAACAGAGAGACUCAUCCAGGAGCGUAAUUUGGGUCGAACUGUUUUUCCCAAAGCCAUUGGUGAGCUCCAUGGCCAUUCAGGGAUAGCUCGACUUGCUCUGUUUUAUGCUCGUGGCCUUUUCGGACUUGUUGAUCAUUCUCAGGGCACCGGAGUGGCUAAUGCUGGCCUGGUUUAUUUUAACAACAGGCUGUUAGCUAUGUCGGAAGAUGACUUGCCUUAUCAUGUUCAAAUCACUCCUAAGGGUGAUCUUAGGACUGUCGAGAGAUAUAGUUUUGAUGGUCAGUUGGAUUCUACUAUGAUUGCUCACCCGAAAAUUGAUCCUGAGACCAAUGAGCUUAUUGCAUUAACAUAUAAUGUUAUUCAAAAGCCUUAUCUCAAGUAUUUUCGGGUUUCGCCUGAUGGUGUGAAGUCCUCGGAUGUGGAUAUUGAAUUGGCUGAUCCAACUAUGAUGCAUGAUUUUGCAAUUACGGAGAAUUUUGUGGUAAUUCCUGAUCAGCAAGUUGUUUUCAAGAUUUCAGAAAUGAUACAAGGUGGAUCGCCUGUUGUGUAUGAUAAGGAGAAAGUUUCGCGUUUCGGUGUGUUGGACAAGUAUGCGAAAGAUGGGUCGGGGAUCAAGUGGGUUGAGGUUCCAGACUGUUUUUGCUUUCACUUGUGGAAUGCUUGGGAGGAUAAAGAGAGUGAUGAAAUUGUGGUGAUUGGGUCUUGUAUGACUCCAGCUGAUUCGAUUUUUAAUGAAUGUGAUGAAGGGUUAGAAAGUGUUCUUUCUGAAAUCAGGCUGAAUUUGAAGACCGGAAAAUCGACCCGUAGGGCAAUCAUUUCGCCUGAAGAUCAAGUUAAUUUAGAGGCAGGGAUGGUGAAUAGAAACAAGUUGGGAAGAAAGACACAAUUUGCGUACUUGGCUAUUGCCGAGCCGUGGCCUAAAGUGUCUGGUUUUGCAAAAGUAGACCUUUUUAAUGGCGAAAUCAAGAAGUUCUUCUAUGGGGACAACAAAUAUGGAGGCGAGCCUCUUUUCCUUCCAAGAAACCCCAAUUCGGAGAAUGAAGAUGAUGGGUACAUAUUAGCUUUUGUUCAUGACGAAAAGGCAUGGAAAUCAGAGCUUCAAAUAGUUAAUGCCAUGACUCUAGAGUUGGAGGCCACAGUGAAGCUUCCAUCAAGGGUGCCAUAUGGUUUCCAUGGCACUUUCGUAAGUGAAAAAGAUCUAGAAAAACAAGCCUAAUCCCCAGAUUGGCUUGUUACAGUUAGUUUAUUAGUUUGAUUGUGAUUGCUUGCAGCCGAGAUUUACCAGAGGGAUUGAUCACAUAUUUGUCCCCGGAAAUCUCCGAGCUGUUAUAAAUACGAACCUUCUUUGUCACAGAAGCGUUCUGAUAGUAUUAGUGUUUAUUUGUAAUGAUUUCAUGGGAAGUUUUGAAGCGGCAGCUUGUAGCUUGGGGUGUAGGUAGAAUUUGAGCUCAGCUGCUUUCUUCCUUAUUCUUUCCCAUUGUUGUUGUGCAUAAAUUACAAGUACUAUAUGAAAUAUGAUAAUUUACUAC